UUGCACGUACGAGUGAGGAGGUACUCACACGUGGAGUGGAGUGGAGGCAGCCACUGUCACUGUCAGCUCCUCCCCACUUCCCCUCCCUUCUUCUCCCCCAGCCAGCAUUAACCGCGCCCCACUCCUACCCCGGAGCUACCGGAUCCACAGAUCGCCGUCGCCGCCGCGCUUCCCCCCUCCCUCUCCGGCGCCCUCAUGGAGACGGACACCCCACCCGCGGCGGCGGCGCCCGGCGUCGGGGCCCAGACCCUCGCGCUCGCGGUGGCCGCGGCCGCGGCCUGCAGCGUGGCCGUGGAGGACAAGGCCACGGCCAAGCGCGCGCGGAAGCGGAGCAGGUACCUCGCCGACUACGAGACCCCCACCAUCCUCAACACCCUCCACGGCGACGACGACGACGACUGCAUCGUCACCCCGCCUCCGCCUCCAAGAAAGGGGGCGGUGAACGAGGGGCCGGCUCUGCUCCUCCGGCUCCGGCAGGCCAACGUCGCCGCGGCCGACCUGCUCGCCGCGCUCCACCGCUGCGCCGCAUCCCCCUACGAACCCCCGGGGACGGGGGGCGUCGACGCCGGCCUUCUCCUCGGCUUCUUCGCCCUCCACAGGGAAGCCUCCGCCUCCGUCCCCGUGGCCGCCACCCACCGCGCCGGCAAGGACGCUGCCCUGGUUACCACAGGUCAGCAUCGCUCUACUGAUGCCCCUGCCGCCGCUCGCCCGAAUCCAUGCCAGGCCAUGGCCGUCUCCAACGGAUCUGCCGGCAAGGAGGAACAGGCCGGUGGCAUUGCCAUUGGCCACGCCGCACAUGCGCAAGCCCACCACCACAUUGGAGCUGGACCACCGAAUGCAGCAGCACCACCAGGAGGAGGAGCUGGGCCCAGCAAGAGGAGGAAGAAGAAGGAGGUGACAUUCGCACUCGGUGCGCCUACUGCCGCCGGCUGCUCUGCUCAACCCCCCACCCAUGGCGUCGGUGCUACUGCCAUGGCUUGUUACCCUGCAUACGCACAAGCCCACCACGCUGGACCAUCAAAUGCAGAUGCAGCACUAGGGGGCACUGGACCCAGCAAGAGGAAGAAGAAGAAGGUGGCAUUCGCACUGGGUGCGCCUGCUAGUGCCGCCGGCGCGGGUUGCUCUGCUCAGCUCGCUGCCACACACAGCAGCAGCACCGGCAGCGCCAGUUCCGCACCCAAGAAGCCGGCCAAGAACAAGAAAGCUGUCAAUGGGCAGCAGCAUUUCAGCAAGCCGGUGGCCCUCAUUCUGCAAUUCGCCCCGGGCACCGCCGCCGAUCAGCUCCCUUCCAAGGAGCAGCUCCACUCCACACUCCGCGGCUUCGGCCCCCUCAUCGAGCCCAGCACCGAGAUCACCAAGAAACAGGCGCGCGUCGUGUUCCAGAGCAGCGCCGCCGCGGAGGCCGCCUACAGCUGCGUGCACACGCUCGGCGACUUCGCCGCGGCGCGGCUGCAGUACCUGCGCCCGCCGCCGCCCCCUCCAAAGAUCCCGCUCACGGACGUCCGGAAGAACCUCGAGAGGAUGAUCGCGUCCCUCACCGGCCCAAGGCUGCUCGGCAAGGAGGACAGCGCGUGGAGCCUCGCCGGAGAGAUGCAGCACCUUCUGGUCAAGGUCGACCGGGCGCUGAAUGCCGGCAGGGCAGGGCCUUCCACCUCAGCUGCUGCUCAUCACUAUUGAUCUCAGCUCUGCUCAGCCAUGCUCUGGUCUGCUACAUGGAGAUAAGCUCUCCAUGCCUCCUAGUAUGAUGGUUAGCUAGUGAUCUAGGUGCUCUUGUAUAUUACUAGCUCUAGUCUAGUUCCACCUAAGCUGCUGCUCAUCACCAUUGAUCUCAGCUCAGCUCAGCCCAGCCCAGCCAUGCUCUGGUCUGCUAGAUGGAGAUAAGCCCCUCCUACCUCCUAGUAUAGUUAGUUUAGUCAGUGAUCCAGUUGGUCUUCUUGUAUAUUAUGAACUCUAGUCCUGCUAGGUACUGGUCCUGCUCGAAUCAUCGUAGCUGCUAAUUCCCAGUCAGUAUGUUUCGAUGUCGAUCUAUACUGGCUGCAGAGACGAUCUGGCGAUGAUCGAGCUUCUAAUGCCCAUGUGUAAUAUAUAUCUACCUGCUACCAGUGAAGUAA
Messenger RNA from Triticum urartu, 2111 nucleotides. RefSeq lists its product as uncharacterized. NCBI's taxonomy places the organism in Eukaryota, Viridiplantae, Streptophyta, Magnoliopsida, Poales, Poaceae. The record is from RefSeq and is a predicted model, not a curated record.